This is a messenger RNA of Trichoderma atroviride IMI 206040, 1641 nucleotides long. RefSeq lists its product as uncharacterized. Gene Ontology annotation, molecular function: dethiobiotin transmembrane transporter activity; solute:proton symporter activity; biotin transmembrane transporter activity. Gene Ontology annotation, biological process: biotin import across plasma membrane. Lineage: Eukaryota; Fungi; Ascomycota; Sordariomycetes; Hypocreales; Hypocreaceae. The record is from RefSeq and is a predicted model, not a curated record. Gene Ontology annotation, cellular component: plasma membrane.
AUGGCCUCUCAAGCAGCACCGCCUGAUGGCGAUUCUAAAAAUCCAAACACCACUGAAAGUGUUGUGUUCUCUCCCUCUGCAUCAUCUCAUGGUGGUCCCGAGAGUCGAGAUGGGGGUGAUAUCCGACCGGCCGACUACGACAGCGAAACGGUGGAGAAGGUCUACAGAAAAAUUGAUCGCAGGAUUAUCCCUCCUUUCUGGAUCCUGUACUUUCUUUGCUCAGCAAUUCGUUCCAACAUUGGCAUUGCGCAGACAAUGAACAGCGACGUGGGCCAUGACUUGGAGACCGUCCUUGGGCUCACCCCCAAAGAUGUAUCUACGGCACUUGCGCUGUUCUAUGUCUCCUACGUCAUCUUUGAUUUCCCAUCCAAUCUCAUCAUGAGCAAGCUCAGCCCCCGGGUCUGGAUGGCUAGAAUCGUCUUUGCCACUGGAGUCGUUGGGUCAUGCUUCGCGGCUGUGCAGUCCCCUGCGAGCCUCAAACUGCUACGUUUCCUCCUGGGCUUGGUGAUCGCUGGCAUGUGGCCGGGCAUGGCGUUUUAUCUGACCCUAUUUUAUCCGCCAUCUAGGACAGCCAAGCGAAUUGGCAUGUACUUCACCGCCUCGCAGGUGUCUGCGGCUGUGGUCGGCCUCGUCUCGGCGGGAUUCCAACUCAUGGAUGGCGAUGGAGGCUUGGUUGGAUUUAGAUGGAUGUUUCUCAUCUACGGGCUCGUUGCCGUUGUCUUGAGCUUUGUGCUGCUAUGGUGGCUGCCUGACAGACCCCUGGCGCCAGGCGAGGCGAGGAAGCGUAACGGCCUGUUCAAGUGGCUUCCGGCCACCCCUGAAGUUCUCCAAGGUGAAGACGCCAUAGUUCAUUACUCUGAGCUCAGACGCGUGUAUCAUGCUCGCCCAUGGGGCGUCAAGGAUCUCUGCCUUGUGCUGCUUGACUGGCGGCUGUGGCCUCUAUGCCUGAUGUACUUUGGAGUAGUCGGAGUCGGAAUCGGCACUCAGCUCUACGGAUCGGUGAUCAUUGCUUCAAUCCAACCACAGGCGAGCGACAUUGUCGUUAGCUUACUCUUUGCUCCUAUCUGGAUUAUGGACUUGAUCGCCAUUCUCCUGGUUACGCCGCUUUCCGACCGCUUUCAUCGUCUGAGGCCCUUCUUCUUCUCAGCAGCCGUCUGCAUCCAAAUCGCCGGCUUAUUGACAACGACUUUUGCUGUUCAAAACGGGUGGGCUCGCUAUGGAGGCCUUCUGAUGGUGGGCUUUGGUCUAGGACCAACCGUCCCAAUCUGCAUGACGUGGACUUCGGAAAUCUUCCAACGCCGGCAUGGUGAAGUUGGUGUGGCAGCCGCAACAGCUCUUGUAUCCGGCUUGGGAAAUCUAGGCAGCGUCACCACCACAUAUGCUCUAUACACUGGGUGGCCUGAGGAUGCCAAACCGGGGCCCCAUCGAUUCCGUAAGAGCAAUCUUACAAUGAUUGGAAUCCUCGGCAUUAGCAUCCUUAGCUCCCUGGUCAUGCUGAUCCUGCUAAAGGUCGUGGGAAAUCCUCCUAGCUCCAGGCUUAACAAUACUGGUUCUCCCAAUGCGCUCGAGGAUGGCGCAGCAAGACGGGAAGCUGUGCAGCGCGGCUUCGGGAAGCUUUCCCGGCGAGCCCAAGAGGCCUAG